GGCGGAGAGCGGCGGCGGCGGCGGAGCCGCGAUCCACACCAACAACGCGGACUAUCCCGCUCUGCAGCCCGUCGAGUUGAGCAUGCCCUCAACUUGUUUAAAAUCGCGUUAUCAUUAAUUGACCUGCAUUUUAAUUCGGUCUCCUUCCACCUCACAUAGAUCUACCUUACCGACAUCAUGACAGAGCAAUCAGACGCCGAUGCAAAGCACUACGUCGACGCUGGGUCUGCCCAAGCGUUCGUUGAGAGAGUACUCUGUGGGAACGGAGUCCCGCCAACCAACGCCUCCAUUGUCGCUCAAUGUCUCAUUGCAGCAGAUCUUCGUGGAGUCGAUACUCAUGGAAUGAACCGGAUUCCCUCUUACAUGGAAAGAAUACGACAAGGCGUAUUGGACGGAUCCGCAACCCCAGAGCUCAAGCAGAUUACACCUGCUGUGGCGCAAGUAGAUGCACGCAACGGCUUCGGCUUUGUGGCUGCUGAUGUUGGUAUGGCUGCAGCGAUCGAGUCCGCAAAGAUCUUUGGCAUUGGCAUGGCCAGCAUCAAGAAUUCAAAUCACUUCGGUAUGAGCGCGUGGGUUGUGCAAAAAGCUCUGGAUGCAGACAUGAUGAGCUUGGUCUUCACAAACUCAAGUCCCGCAUUACCAGCCUGGGGUGGGAAAAGCAUGCUUCUUGGAGUUUCUCCGUUGGCGUGCGGCGCCCCGGGAAAAGAGAACCCAUUCAUCCUCGACAUGGCACCUUCGAUCGCAGCGCGUGGAAAGAUUUACAAGGCCAAAAGAAGAGGUGAACAAAUUCCCGCGGAUUGGGCUUUGGAUAAAGAUGGAAAGCCAACGACAGACCCCGCAGCCGCCCUUGAUGGUGGCGUUAUGCUACCCAUGGGUGGACCCAAAGGUUCAGGGCUGGCUGUUAUGAUGGAUGUCUUUUCUGGAGUUCUCUCAGGGUCGGCUUUCGCAGGACAUGUGACCGGCCCAUACGACCCGUCCAAGCCUUCAGAUGUUGGCCACUUUCUCGUCGCCAUUAAACCGGAUCUAUUCAUGAGUCUUGACGACUUUAGAGAGAGAAUGCAGUACCUUUAUGAGAGAGUCGUAGGUGCAGAGAAGGCAGAUGGCGUUGAUCGAAUAUACUUUCCAGGUGAGCUCGAACAACUUCAACAAAAAGAGCGGGAAAAAACCGGUAUACCCUUAGUGCAGGCGGAGAUUGAUGCGCUCAAUGCGGAGGCUGACAAGGUGGGUGUUGAUCACCUUCAAAUCAAGCUUGUUUGAUAGCAAAUAAAUGUACAUAAAACUUUUCAGGAUCUCUCUUGUGUUUGAUGUUUGAACGCCUGAUUUCGUACAG
Molecule: messenger RNA, 1330 nt
Organism: Boeremia exigua
Lineage: Eukaryota; Fungi; Ascomycota; Dothideomycetes; Pleosporales; Didymellaceae
Product: Malate/L-lactate dehydrogenase
Exons: 1
Coding region: 178-1257 (359 amino acids)
Molecular function (GO): oxidoreductase activity
Source: RefSeq, a predicted model, not a curated record